Molecule: messenger RNA, 7639 nt
Organism: Anneissia japonica
Lineage: Eukaryota; Metazoa; Echinodermata; Crinoidea; Comatulida; Comatulidae
Product: sterile alpha motif domain-containing protein 9-like
Exons: 6
Coding region: 285-5483 (1732 amino acids)
Cellular component (GO): cytoplasm
Source: RefSeq, a predicted model, not a curated record
UAUCUGCGAUAUAGGUGUUUGGACGGAAGUACGACUUAGACCUAGUUUUCGUUCAAGAAAUGUCUGAAAAUAUAAAUUAUACCGUAGGGUAAGCGGAUAAGCCUCACUAGUAAUCUUAUCAGAGAACUCACUAGUCCUAGUAAGUGAUACGCAUGGUCCAGCUCCUGCCUAGCUCUCACAUGCUUCUCCGAACCAAGGCUAGACCUUCAAGUAGGUCUUAUCAUCCAAUCAUUUAUUAGCGGGGCAGUUUACCAGGACUACGGCGUGGUACUGUAUUUCAAGAAAUGAUGUCAAAUGAUGAAACAGACGUUUCUCCUGAACUUGAGGUGCAGACAACUCCGAGUGGUAAUAAUGUAAAGUGGCAUCAAGGACUUGUAUCUGUGGAAGGAAAUAACAACAUUGUUGUCAUUAAUAGUCAGGAUAUUAAUGUUGGACUACAGAAAAGACAUGGCAGUGAUGAAGCUAAAGAACAAGUAAAAAAAAAAGAUAUCCGGAGGAGGUUGUUAAAUUUCGCUUUAAACUAUGAUGAAAAUUGCGAUAACUUAAGUGAUGAACAAACCGAAUUGCUACUGCAGAGACUCUCAGACUUGGAAUCUGUGUUUAGAAAGCUUGGCCCUAAUCUACGAUCAAUAUCAUGUGGAUCAUUGAACUUCUGUCUGUCAGUGCAUGACUCAUAUGCAUUGAAAAAUCUUAUGGAAAGCCACAAGAAUGGUAGACUUCUCCGAGAGCUAGCAAAGAUCUUAGUCACAGAAAGUGAGGUAGAGGAAUUUUGUCAGUCUUGGUCAACACAUAUUGAUGAGCAGAUGUAUGAAACAGUUUUAUGUAAAUUAAAGACAUUUGAGCUCUCCAGCAAGAACAUGAUGGCUGAGUGGAAUAGGAGCCAGGUAAGAGAAUGGCUUUCUGUAGACCUUCGUCUGAAAGAUGACAUUGUGAACAAGUUCUAUGAAGAAGAGGUCAUUGGAAAAAAUCUGCUUUUUUAUGAAGAUGAUGAGAUUGCAAAAGACUUCAACCUAAAAAAGUCUGCUUUUCGCAUGAUCCAAUAUGGACUGGAAAAAAAAAGAAGUGACACACUGAAAGUUUCUAAUGCUGUAUUGAAACCUGUAACAGAUAACUGUAGCAUAGAAAUGGUUUUUGAGUUGUUGUUGCAAGUAGGAGUAACUCCAAUCCAUGCAGAAAAGUUUAAAAACAUGGAGAUAUCAGGAUUUCGAUUUAUGCGAUAUCGAGCAGAGCACUUUAAAGAAGACUUACAUCUCACAACUGGACCACUUCGGUUGGUUUUACAUUUGCAGACAUUAUCACAAAAUGCCCAGAAGUCCUCCACCGAUGCCAAAACUAUUGGGAUGAGUGUUACGUCAACACCAUCAGAAGACAUACAUUUAGACAAGAAACCCUUAGAAUUGGUUGAAAGCUCAUUUACUCUAGCUUCAAAAAGACAACCUUUAAUAUCAUCUACAGCAUCUUCUACCAAUUCUCCACAGUCACCCACAGCACAAUUAUUGACAGAUGAUUUGGAGAAAGAUGGAGAAGUGGUUUGUGAUAUAGGCACAAAAAAAAAGAAAUCAAAAAAGAAAAAGAAAAAAAUUAAACCAGCUGUGGCUUGUCCAAGUACUUCAACUUUUUCUGAAGCUGAACAAAGAGUACGAGAACUGUUACUUGGAACAUCGCAAUUGAAUGUAACAUUUGAUACAGUGUAUGAUGCGAUUCUUGUAGUGAAUGAUCCUGAUGAAGAGCUUCGAAAGGAUCUAGAUGAGUCAUUCGAUUUCAUCUCAAAAGUUAGAUGGAAGGGUGUUUUUGAUUUUGAUGCUUUUUCUAAUGAAAGUGGAAUUUGUAAAGUUGUGAGAUCGAAAAGAAGUAUCAAAAUGUACUUCCCAAAAGAUGUAUCUAAUGUUAAGUUACCAUCUGAAAUUAGUUACUCUGAAAUGCCUGUUUGGAUUUUCAGUAAUGGACGCACAGACAGUGAUAUUGAGGCUAUGGAUAGAAUGACUUGGAUUGAGAAACGAAGUCAUGAUAUGGAUAAUGCUAUAGAAUUUUUUUCUAAUGUCAGUGUUGUUCGACAAGGAACAGGUCUUAUUAUUUUAAUUUUGCUGUCUGCCAACAUUGAAGUACUGAGUGAAGCAUUUCGUAAGUUCUAUACUAAUUUUGGAAUCAAUCGUGUCGUCUUUAUUUGUGAAAGCACACAGGUGUUUGAAACGUGGUGUAAAUUGGUUUCAUGGUACUGCAAACCAGAAGCACUACCAGAUAGAGCCAUCAUAGGUGUUCCUUGGAAAUCUCUGAAUGAUAUAAUAAUGCGCAUGCAAGGUGUGAAUGUAAAAUCAAACUACACUUUGCCCACUGUUAAUGGAAGUGAAUGUCAGUUGUGGGAGAGAGAUAAAUCUAGGUGGCUUGAUUUAUCAGUGGUUACAUACAAUGAAUGUGAAAAUACAGACAUGGAUGAAAACCAUCCAGAUUUUGUAAACUUCUGUAGAGAAAAGGAGUUAGAAUUCUACAGAGGUGAAAAACUGACUUUCUGGAACUUCAAAUUAACUGAUAUGGGGUAUGAUCAUGUAUGUCAAAGAGAUAUUAAAAAAGAAAUAAUAAAAGCCGUUGAACAUACUGUUCAUGAAGCAAAAUCUCUCCAUCAUUCUGUUAUCCAAUGGAUUCACCUGUACCAUCAACCUGGUGCAGGUGGGAGCACAGUUGUAAGGCAUGUUCUAUGGGAGUUCCGCAGAAAAUACAGAUGUGUUAUUCUGAACAAAAUCACUGACCAGACCGAAUCUCAAAUUAAGGAUAUGUGGCAAUAUGGAGAAGGUGAUGGAAAGGACUUCAGGCAAUGUCUACCCCUUGUAAUUGUUAGUGAUAACCUUCGCUAUGAGGAUUUGACCGAUAUGGUUAUAUCACUGGAGUACAAUACAAAAUAUAUUCCUGCCCGUGCCUGUAUUAUCUUGAAUUGCAGAAGAAAUUUAUCCCAAAUGGAAAUGAAAAAAGAGGUACCAGUAUCCCACUCCCACUUUAUUUUGGAACAUUCAUUAAGUAGAAAUGAGAAAGCGUGGUUUCAACAUAAGCAUGAGCAGCUGGAAGAGAGGAAAGACAGGGAUUUUACACCAGACCGCCUUCUUGCUUUUAUGGUGAUGAAAGAGGAAUUUCAAUCAUCAUAUGUAAAGAAGGUUGUUGAUAGAGUUCUUAUUGAUCUUAAAAAGGAACAUCCAAAUGAAUUUGAGCUAGUCAAAUAUUGUGCAUUGUUCAGCAAGUUUGAGCGCGACUCUGCCAUUCCUAUUCCUUGUUGUGAUGAAUUAAUGGGCUAUUCCUUUUCUGUGCCAAAGGGUAGAAAUUGCCCAUGGGAGUAUAACAGGUCGGAGGGUAGCUCCAUCCUGAUGGUUACUGUUGAUAUCUAUGAGGUAGGAAGUGUACAAGGAUUUAAGAUUGUUCAUCCAACAGUAGCUGAUUUCAUCUUAAAGAAUAUUACAACUUCAGAACCCCUCAACCUUGUGGUGAAAAUGUAUCUCAAAUCAGUUUUACUAAAUUCAAAAUCGCGAAGUCGAGAGUAUCUUAUCGCACGGACACAUGACCUUCUCAUCAAGAGAAAUCGAAAAGGAUAUGAUUCAGCUGAUAAACAGAAAUUUUCAGCCCUCAUAUUAGAAAUAAAGAGUGUUGACAAACAAGCUGCUUGUAAAGUUCUCACUUUAGGCUUCCAAGUUCUACAAGAUUCUAGAAUUGCUCAGCAAAUUGCCAGAUACUACAAUCUUGCAAUUGAGGAUUUUCCCAUGGCAUUAGAAUUCAUAGAGAAAGCUAUUGACAUGAAGAAAGACAACUCUUUUUACUGGGACACCAAGGGACAGAUCUACAGAAAAGAGAUAAUUAAGUCAUUUUAUCACACAUAUGUAGUGGAAGAUAAGAUACUAAGCUUUAAGAGUAGCUUUGAACUUCUAAAGUUGGCUUUCAGUGGUAUUGAGACUUUUCAGAUGUCUCAAAGACUAAGUCUUGUUGACCGAAAAGAUAACACUUCCAGUUUCUCUGGUGAAGUUGAUAUGACUUUUAAGCUGUUGGAUGUCCUGACAUGCCUUGACGUCUUUAAGUGUUCUAGUGAUGGACGUAAGAUGCUGCAACGCUACUUGAUUGAUCAACAUUUUCUGCCAGAUGAGUUAGUAGAGUGGACCGAUUACCAUCAGAAAAUGAAAAGUUUGAUGAGAAAUGUUCAUGGUGCUAUUGAUGCCAUGACAAAUUUCCUUACCUUUCAGAAAGAGUGGUCUAAUUACACACUAAUUGAUGAUUCAACUUUAAAAGAUUUGAAAGUGAAAAUCAGAUUAUAUCUAGUUAUGUGGGAGAAUCACUUUGGAUCUAUUGACAUUCAAGAUGUGAACAUGUUUGGCGCUGAAACGGCUAAUGAUUUACGCCGAAUAAAAGCAAGAAAGCUUGGAGCACAUUCUUUGGCAAAGAUCUUUGAUAAAGCAGUAGAGGAUGACAUAGGUAGUUUGAUGAAAAUCAGAAAGUUACUACUGAAGAAUGAGCCAUAUAAUGCAUAUGACAUGAAAUAUAUAAUUCUUGCAAACCUAGCUCUGUCAGUUUCACCAAACAGAAAUAAACAACAGUAUGACUUACCACCUAUGAAAGAUAUGAUCAAUUUGGCUAAGGAAUUUGAUCAAUGUGACAGAAAAGAGAAGGAUUUCAGUCUGUAUCCACCUUUGUUUCUUCUGAUGUUGUUAUGGCCACGGGGACAGCCACUUCAAGAGUACGAUAAUAAAUUGAUGAAGAAAUCUUUAAAAGAGAUUAGCGUUCGUUGGCGUGAGUCCCAAAAGCAAAACUGGGUGGAUGAAAAUUAUUCCUCGCAACAUGCACUUUAUGUACGUCAUUCAAAAAGCCAGCGCAGCCGCAGUAAACCAGUGGUACAUUUUUUUCUUGGAAGUGGAAAAGGACUUAAAGCAUUGGUUCAUUAUAGCAGAAUAACUUCAAAUGCAAAAAGGCUUGAGAGAGACAGAGAGCAAAUAUGGGAGACACCAGUGGUUCGAGAAAACUUACUGAAAGUUGAAGGAAUGUUAUCAGAUAAUAAUACAAUAAUAUAUAAACAUAAGUAUACUGAUGAGCCUAUUAAAAUUUUUCUUGCCUCUUCAAGUGGAACGCUUACCAGCCGAGAAGAGGUUGUCUUCUACAUUGGAUUUAGCUGGGGAGGUCCGGUUGCAUAUUACGUGAAACCUAAAAAUAUGUCAGAGGUGACAGAAUCAGCUGUUGUCAAGAGCCUAGGUGGCUGGAAUUCAUCUCCUCCUGCCAUGAGGGCAGUCAGGAAAUCUGUGCCGGUCAUAAGUGUACCUGAAUAUCAAAAGAAGCUUACGAAUCUUAAAAAGAAAUUGAGUGAAAUUAACGACUUAAAGGAGAAAGUUCGCCGUGGAAAUACACUUGAAAAGAACCAGCAAAUGAAAGUGAAUAGAGAAGAUGAACUUAGGCGACAGCAAAAAGAAUUAGAGGAUGAGUUUAAGAUGCAGCUUGAAAUGGAAACAACUUUGGGAGAGUGAUUAGUACUGGUACUAAGAUUGCUUGGUGCCAUUGAUUUCGACCUUUGUAACGUUAUUUCUACUACGCAACUUGUUUAAAUGUUGAGUACAGGUUCUUAUCAUUCAAUGAAGACAUUGUACUGUAGUAUAAGCUCUGUAUAAUUUUCAAGAAUUUUGCAGAAAAUAAAUGUUUAGCUUUAUUGUUAGACUGGAAGCAAGUAAUAAUAGACUGAUUAACUAUGUAGUGGUUACCUGAAUCUCAGUGUGGAGAUCCAUUCUUCAUUUUUGUUUUUUAUUUUUGUUUUAAAUUUAUGUAAAUUGCUUCGUGCAAAUUGUAUUUUGUGUUUGAAUUUUGCUUUAAUAUUUCAGUUGUUGACUUCUAUUUGCUAUGCAAAACGUUCACAUAUAGCAAUUAUAAUAUUUUUUUAAAGAAUAAAAUAAUAUACUGUAUAUCAAUAAUUUAUUGAUAAGUUUAGUGUACACUAAACUAAAGCCCUGUCCAGCUUGUCAAAUUUUAUUUGACAAAUAACUGUUGUAUGCCCAUAUAGUCAUGAUGUGCCUAUAUGUGAUCAUGAUAUAAUGUCAUUGUGUAAAGAUAUUUAGGAAUGUCACAUGUUUUUGUCAAAUAAAAUUUGAUAGUCUGGAUAGGGCUUAAGAAUGAAUAUAGUUGCAAUUUCUCUUGUUUCUGUACAACUUUAUGAUUUAUUGCAAGAACAAAUUGACUUUAUCAUGAUCGUAUAAACUAAUUUGUAUUCUGAUGAAAUUGCAGGCUAUAAGAUAAUAAUAUUGCAUUAUUGGGAUUUCACAAGGAUCUUAAUGAACUCUUUUUGUGGUAAAAUCUCUGCCAUAAAACAAAUAAAGUAUAGGCAAAACUUAAAGCAUGCAUUUUAAAGGCAAAGUUCCCUUUACUAUAUCCCCUCCCUUUCUUCCUUUGAACCCUAUAGCACCAAUUACUUUUAGACUUUUGUUUUUACGAACUGUAAACAUUGUUAUAUAUAGAAUACAAUGGUCCUUUAAACAAUAUUAUUGAAUAUAGUGGUCGUAAUUGUUUUCAAAAAUUCUAGCAUGUUUAAUAUGAAAGACCCUGUCCCAGACAUGUUUUGUUCUUGUGUUUAUACAUUUAUAAAGGUGUAAUUAUAUCUGUAUUGUCUAGAUUAAUAGACAUCUAUUGACACAAGUAUGUACAAAAACUCAAUUAAAGAAUUAAAAAAAAAAUUAUACAGCCUUACUUUAGAAGAAUUUAUCAUCAUUUGACUUUAGUGUCUCUUUAUUUAGUGGAAAGUUGUGUUUAAUUUGCAUACAUGUGUGCAUCUAUCUGUUAAUAUCUAUAUUAAGCUAGAAAGAAAUGUGUCACACUGAUUAUGAGAAAGGUUCUUCUAAAAACAUGUCUGUUAUGUAUUAGUGGUCAUUUUGUCUUGUUUUUAGUAGCAUUGCGUUGUGGACAGACAAGAGUAUUGGCACUGGUUUACUUGGUAGCUCAGACAUGAAGUGACCCUUAAGGGAGAGGGAAGUUCCUGUACAUGCUAAUCCAUGUCUUGAGUGCUUUAAUACUUUGGUAUAAAGCGCUAUAUAAAUCCAACUACUGUACAUUACAUAUUAUUUAAUUGCUGACCCAUGUUGGUCCUACUUUGUGGGCCAUUGUUUCUAGUCUUGCCUAGUCAGUUUUGUUCGUAAUUUUGUAUUACUUCAUUUUCAAUACCUUGUUUAGCGAAAUAAUAUUUUUUUAAAGUUUGUCAGAGGGCGGGAAAAAAAAUAAAAUUAAAAUUGUGUUUUCUUAUUUAGCAAAAUGAUUAUUCCAAAAGCAUCUAGGUAGAGAAAAUACCAAAUUUUAUUAAUGAAUGUAAACUGUGUAGUAAUGAGAUUGAUGAAUGCUUUAAAAUUAUAUAAUUAAGGAAGAAAUAUAUGUAUAUCAGGAUUUCAGGGGAGCGAAGAGCGUAAUAAAAUUUUUUUUUUUCUGCAAUUUCUAUUUAUUGUGGCGGAUGAAGUGCUAACUAGCCAAAGAUAAAAUUUCAUUUUUAUCUGAAAUCACCAUUAUUGGGCUUCAGAGGGUUCACUAAGGUGAGACUUAUUUAUAAUUUGUUUAGCGAACCCGCUGACUGAAAAUAUUGAUGAUUUUGAAUAAAAAUAAAAUUUUAUUUUUGGCCAAUUAGCGCACCCGCCGCCACAGAAAAGUUGUA